AUGGCUACUUACGCAGAAUCAAACUUCAAUGUGCAACAUUAUGACGACUCAAGACCAAACUACCCUGAUCAAUUCUACCAAACAUUGAAUGAGUACCAGCGCAAAACUGGUGAGUCACACUUGGCGAUAGAUAUUGGCUGCGGUUCGGGGUUUGUGGCGUUUAAGCUUUUACAAUACUUCAACCAUGUGAUUGGAACUGACCCAUCCAAGACAAUGAUUGCAUCGUGCGAGGCCUCCAAGCCUCUUCAUACAAAAGGUAAAAUCAUCCAGUUUUUGGAAGGAACUGCGGAAGCACAACCAAGUGAAAUUAAACAAGAUUCUGUGGAUUUGAUCACUGGCGCAGAGUGCUGCCACUGGGUUAACCAUGAAAAGUUCUACAAGGAGUCUGCCAGAGUCUUGAAAACCGGGGGUACUUUGGCAUAUUGGUUCUAUAAGGAUCCGGUGUUUAUUGGAUAUCCCGAAGCCAAUAAAAUAUAUGAAAACUACACUUACAACUCUUCGCUUGAACAAAACCCUCAGGAGACUUUUGAAAGAUAUAUGGGACCAUAUUAUCAGCAACCUGGCCACGAUUAUCUUCGCUCAUUGCUCAAAGAAAAGUCUCCUCCAAGUGAUCUAUUCGAAGAUAUUGUGCGUCAUGAGUAUAUAUCAGAGAGAGAUGGUGCACCAAGUAUCGAAGAAAGUGAGGAUCCAUUUGCAACCAAGACCCCGUUAUUUAUCAGUAAAACCAUUGAUAUGAAAUGGUUUUUGAACUAUGUGAAAAGCUGGAGUGCUUACCAUUCAUGGAUGAAGGAACACGGCGAGAAAUAUGAUAUUGCCGAGAGAUUUGUCGACGAGCUUAAGCAAGCAAUGGGCUGGGAUGAUGAUACUAAAGUUGAAGUAAUUUGGGAUACAGUGUACACCUUUGCUAGGAAAAAAAAAUGA
Molecule: messenger RNA, 921 nt
Organism: Lodderomyces elongisporus
Lineage: Eukaryota; Fungi; Ascomycota; Pichiomycetes; Serinales; Debaryomycetaceae
Exons: 1
Coding region: 1-921 (306 amino acids)
Molecular function (GO): S-adenosylmethionine-dependent methyltransferase activity
Source: RefSeq, a predicted model, not a curated record